AUGACGGUGAAAGACGAAGACCCUGUUCGCACACUAGUUAAGAACUUGGGCCAACCUUCGUUUAGGCUGCUUGGUUUCCCUCUCGCUUUGCAGCUCCUUGCGUUUCAGGCCAUACCGACUCUUCUCCGGUAUUUACCAACAACAUCCGAUGAUGACAUCCUUCUAAACUUACCUGACGAGAAUUUCCCCGACAAUCCCUCCCUGUCGCAUUUAGAUGUCAUAAACGCUGAGAACCAUCCACAGCUCGUUGUACAGCCCUUCAUUCCUGUGGAUCCGCCGGCUGGGUACAUUGUUUGGGGUGAAUGGGCUGAGCAAGAAGUGCAGGACCGUAAGGUGAAUUAUCUGCAUGACCUCAUAGCAAACAACCAUCGGUUCACUAGAGCUGAAUGGCCGGGUGGGGCAACUGACUACGAGCUUGUGGUCCACAGAUACGUGCCCCCCAGAGUUUCUCACAAAAAACACAUAAGAAACCGCAAGAAGAGCCCGCUGAGUGCCAAGGCAUCUGGAAGUGGUACAAGGAAAUCCGCUCGAGGUAAAGAGAAGGUGGAGGAGUGUGUCAACUCUGUCGCACCAAAAGGUUUGGCGGAGCAGAACAAGUGGCUUGUGGCACAGGUUAAAAUCCUCAAGGAGCAGCAAGCGAAGCUUGAGGAGCGUACAACGAGAUUGGAGCGCACUCGGUUAAUAAAGAACACGGGCCUUUAUAGGAAGUUGUCAACGCAGAGAAAGCUUUCUACACGCAAGAACCUAACGCAAAGGACACCGGAGCCUUCACGCACGGGGUGGGAAGAACAUCCUAGCGAUCAUAUUAUCAGCCUUAAGGAUGGUGAAAGGCCGGUGGAGGAUUGGAAGGACACCUGUUAUGAUGGAAGGACAGAGGUGGGGUCACCUAAUGAGCAGCCGAGUUUGUUUACAGCCGCUGGAGAUGCAAUGCAGCAGUCGCAGUUUUCGUCAUCAUUAAAUCAAGAUGGGGGUUUGAGAGGAGAAGCAUCUACUUCGAGGGGGCAGCUAUUUGGUCAACCGUUUGACGGGGAGAACGACGAACAAGAUAAGGUCGGUGAGGAGAAAAGAGUGGAACGUGGUGAUGGUGAAAUGGCAGUGGACGAAGAACCACAGAGGGAGAAGCUGCUUCCUGGUGAGGAACUCCCCACCGAUGGAAAUACCCGUGUGGAUGGUCCAGAGUAUACGCAGAAGGUUGGUGAGGAUAACGUUACCGAAGACGUGUGUGGACAGGCGAUUGUGGAUGAGAGUGCUCAUUUGGAGGGUAAGCAGCGGCGGGAUGAAGAACUCCCUACAGAGGGCUAUCACCGUGUGGAUGAGACAUCGUGUACGGAAGCGGUGGUCGAGAGCGUUGUCCAGGAUAGUGGACCUAUCCAGCCGUGUACGCAGGGGGAAGGAGAAGGGGAUAUACGUACAGGGGAAGCUGAUGAGGAGUGUGGUUGA
Microthlaspi erraticum is the source of this 1440-nucleotide messenger RNA. The record is from the annotation of a GenBank genome assembly. Lineage: Eukaryota; Viridiplantae; Streptophyta; Magnoliopsida; Brassicales; Brassicaceae.